This is a messenger RNA of Ceratina calcarata, 3132 nucleotides long. It is a transcript of the gene sau, whose product is annotated as Golgi phosphoprotein 3 homolog sauron. Gene Ontology annotation, cellular component: trans-Golgi network; Golgi cisterna; cytosol. NCBI's taxonomy places the organism in Eukaryota, Metazoa, Arthropoda, Insecta, Hymenoptera, Apidae. The coding region runs from base 432 to 1343 and encodes 303 amino acids. The record is from RefSeq and is a predicted model, not a curated record. Gene Ontology annotation, biological process: Golgi to plasma membrane protein transport; Golgi vesicle budding; retrograde vesicle-mediated transport, Golgi to endoplasmic reticulum. Gene Ontology annotation, molecular function: phosphatidylinositol-4-phosphate binding. The transcript has 4 exons.
CUCAGACUCUCGGGGUGUCGAGCGUGUCGAAUCGAGAGGGCCUUGAGAUUCAGUGUAUGGAGUGAUAAGUUUUUCUGCCGAAAACAUUAGCGCCGAGGUAAACGUACAGACGAAGCAACGAACUACGGUGGUUCGUUCGUCAUCGAGAUUAGUGUUGUCUGUGGUACUAAUUGCGCGUAAGCGAUAUAUAAAGCCAAGUAGCGGAACAAAAUAACGACGUCUGUGGAAAUUGGCCAUCUUGGAAAGAUAUGUCGUACCGUUUGAAACGUCAACAAUAUAGUGUGCACUGUUCGAUGCAUGCCGUCAGCUUGCUUUAACGCCACGGUCGACCAUACGCCUUAAUCAUAUCCGAAGUAAAAGGCGACACAGUGGCGUAUUUGACACGCGGACGUAAUCGCGAGAGGAAGCAGGCUCAGAUUCGUCGUUGAAGGAUGAAUCGCGGUGACGGAUUGGUGCAACGAAGACGCGUGGUUAACAGCAGCAGCGGCAGUAGCCUCGGCCAGGACGGUUCCAAUGAUACUACAAACGAUAAACUGUCCGGUCAUGGCGUGGACACAGAUACCAUGCAGAAAGACCUCAACUCGAAUCCUACGAUCGAUGACGAUUCUGAUAAGGAAACUAGACUGACGUUGAUGGAGGAAGUUCUGUUACUCGGUCUUAAAGACAAGGAGGGUUACACGUCGUUUUGGAACGAUUGUAUAAGUUCCGGUUUGCGCGGUUGUAUCUUGGCAGAACUCGGAUUCCGAGGUCGCGUCGAGUUAGAGAAAGCUGGUAUGCGUAAGAAGGGUCUACUGGUGAGGAAGCUUUUGCUGAAGAACGAUGCACCCACGGGAGAUGUUCUGUUGGACGAAGCAUUGAAACACAUAAAGGAAACAGAUCCUCCGGAGACUGUCCCCAGUUGGAUCGAAUAUCUCAGUGGGGAAACAUGGAAUCCACUAAAGAUGAGGUACCAAUUGAGAAAUGUCAGAGAGAGAUUAGCCAAGAAUCUUGUUGAGAAAGGUGUUUUAACAACAGAAAAACAGAAUUUCUUACUGUUUGAUAUGACUACUCAUCCCCUUACUGAUAACCUUGCCAAAAGUCGUCUUGUUAAAAAGAUUCAAGAAGCUGUGUUAAGCCGCUGGGUUAACGAUGCUGGCCGGAUGGACAGGCGAACGCUAGCUUUAGUUAUCUUAGCUCACGCAGCCGACGUGUUAGAAAACGCAUUUGCGCCGCUUUGCGACGACGAUUACGAGGUAGCGAUGCGGCGAGUACGGACGUUACUGGAUCUCGAUUUCGAGGCGGAAGCCACUAAACCCAAUGCCAAUCCAGUCCUCUGGGCAGUAUUUGCCGCAUUCACUAAGUAACAGCCCUUGAAGGGAAAAGGAGGAACCUGCAAAGUGUAUAAAGCGAAUACUGAGUACUCACGUGAAACUGUACGCGUACUCGGGACUGUCAAUUUUGCAUGAAUUUUAGUUGCAAACCGAGUAAAUGGAAUAGCUGCAAUCAUUGGUAAAACGAGCAUACACGAUUCAGACCAAAUACCUUGAUAACCGACCCGACUGUGUAAAGCAGAUCUUAGAAUAUUAGUCGUUUCCAUUAUUGUUAUUUAAUACAUUUGAUAGCUGAAUUAUGACUGUUCAUAUUUAAAUAUUACAAAGGAAAAGAUGUGGAAAUCUAACGGAACUUAAAACGUGUGAAUGGGAGAUAGAUUCGCGUGCGCGGGGGGUGGUGCCAUGAAAAAUUUUGUCCCAUAUCUUCUCAGUGUCUACCGUGUCGGCACAUAGACUCGCAGUUAUGUUUCACAGAUCGGUGAUCGGUGGCCAACGUUCGGACGAGAAGUGCCACAUUUCUUUACUAGCUGAACGAAAGUAUAACCCUUUGCACAGUUGUGAUUCACGACAACGACGACGACGAAAACUUUCAUUUCUUGUCUCGUCUUUAGAUAAACCGGCUCAUGGUAUCUAUCUAGACUUACUUCCAAAACAUUUUCGUUUCUUGUUAAAUAAAUGUACAUUUCGUAGCUUCCCUAGGUGGCAGUAAAGUACUCGGGACGUGUCUGAAGUAGAAUCAUUAUUUGAACGUUGCAGUCGUUGCACGGUGACCGCGCGUGCAGCGAACGUGGGAUGUAGUUUCGAACGAAAUGUCGUUGAUAACUUCUUAAUUAAUGCAGGGCGUGAUUAGUUUUGUUACUAACUACGUUGCUAUUAUUAACAUUAUACAAUGUGUCGUAUAAGUAGUGCUGGGAGGGAGGGAAAAUGGUCGCAAUCAGUGGAACCGAUUCGCGGGGAUGAUAUCUUAAAUAAGGAGGGAAACUGUCGCCCUUUUAAUGAUGACAAAAUGUAAGUAAAGUAUCAGUAAUAUAUACCAUCUUCUGCAAAUCCUCUCUUGAGUGUAUAUAGGAUGGUCAAGAAAUAUUUAAUCGUUAUUUUAUGUCUACGGUGGAUCGCGUAUUUUAUUUUCUCUAACAUUCAAGUCCUUGUGUUUGUUCCCGGACAAAUAUCAAAUUCUCAACGUCUAACUACCAGUGGCAUUUCAGUGUAUUUAAUUCACGUUUGUGAAUCUGUCUGAUAUCUUCGUAACGGAAGGUGUACCUACGCUUGUUGUUAUCUUCGACAAUAUUUGUGCCGAUCAUAUUGAUUUGAAUGUAAACGUUUUGUAUCAUCAUCGUUUGUUUAAUUAAUAAAUUUUAUGUGUACAUAAUUUGAAUAUCAAUUUUAGCGUUAUAAAUUUGUACGAUUUAAGAAUCGAGUAUUGUUUGAUUAAUAUUUCUUGGAACAUCCUGUAUCUAUACAACAGGGAUUCUCUAUAUAACUUUGUACAACGUAUUAAGAUCAUUUCAUAUGUUUAAAUAGCUAUGUAUUAUAGAACAGUACAUUUAUUUUUAUCUAUAAACACACAUACAUAUAUAUUAUAUAUAUAUACACACAUACACACACACACAAACGAGAGACAAGAAGAAAUAGACACUUUCAAAUCUCAAUAUUGCUGCCUUAGUAUUAUGAGAGAUUGUAAAACAUUAGAUUAUUUGAUUAUGUUAUCGCAACAUUAAACUGCAAAUGGACAUUCACCACGAAGGGUUUGAAAAUUAACGCUAUUGUUAAAUUUCUUGUAAUACGACGAACAGUUAAUAAACAUCAUAAUUUUAUACUUGCA